GCAGUGCAGAGGUGCAGAGAGUGAGGAAAGGAUUGAAGCGAAGAAAGAGAGACAUGACAAAAAUAUCAAAAGGCAGAAAGCACGCCGUACCAUGCGAGCUAAAUUAGUGACCGAUGGGAUCGAGGAUGUCGGAUUAAUGGUGACUACCGUAGCCCGUUUUCGCAGAGGAAGCUUCUCUAUUGCAACUUGGGCGCAGAGGGUCCGCGGGGAAACAUGGCCGAAGGAGGGCCGGGUAAAGGUGGCGGAGAAGAUCCCACCAAGUCCACCGAGCAGGAGGACCGGACUCGACCUCAGGUCCUGUCGGGCUCUGGCUUCUGCAAAUGGUUCAACGUCCGGAUGGGCUUUGGAUUUAUCUCAAUGACCAGCAGCGAUGGGAGCCCCGUCGACCCCCCUCUGGAUGUUUUCGUCCACCAAAGCAAACUGCUGAUGGAGGGUUUCCGCAGCUUAAAGGAGGGAGAGCAGGUGGAGUUCACCUAUAAGAAAUGCUCUAAGGGCCUGGAGUCCCUGCGGGUGAACGGGCCUGGGGGGGGACCCUGCGCAGGCAGCGAAAGGAGACCCAAAGCCAAGGUCCCACUCCAGAAACGCAAACCAAAGGGAGACCGCUGUUAUAACUGUGGAGGUCUGGAUCACCAUGCCAAGGAGUGUGGCCUGCCCCCCCAGCCAAAGAAAUGCCACUACUGCCAGAGCAUCACGCACAUGGUGGCCCAGUGCCCCCACAAGGCGCUGGCCCCCGCCUCAGGCUCUCAGGACCAAAAUGUGUCUACCUCUACGGGGCCCUUCCUCAGCCCGCCGGAGGAGGAGGAGCGCUCGGGCUCCCCUCCCCUCGAGGGGUCCUCCUCCUCCCCCGAGGAGCCCCAGCCUCCCCGCGGCCCCCGGACCCAGAGGUGGAGGAAGUCCUGAAGACAGCCCAGAGAGCGCAGCUAUGGCAACGAUCCACGGGGUACGGACAAGCGUGAAUGUGUGUGACUGACUUGCAGUCAUCUGGUGCAGCUAUGGCAACCACCGCUGGAAUGGUGACUGCAGGGAUCGACUGUUUUUCUUGUUUCAAUCAGUGCAGCUCAAGAGUGAAACAACAUGGUAUGAAUCUUGUGUUUUUUUUCUUCUUCUCCUCGGACCUAAGUGUUGGCUUUUCCCCUCACACCUGUCGUUGAUUGAAAGCCUCCAAUUUCUAUCCUGUAGGCCUAGUCAUUCUGAAAAUCAUGCUGCACACACGGUAGCUCAUUUCUAAGGCUUUUAGAAGCUCGAGACCCUCUAAGUGAUAAUCCAGACCCCCAGGAUUGUUAGCUUGGUUUGUGAAGAUCUGUAGGGACCCUUUUCAGAGGGCGCUUUUAAAAGAAGAUGAGCUGCUAAACACAUUCUUAUAAAUCUUUAAACACUCACUUCCAACCUCUCCCUUUUCACGAAAUAGACCGGACCGACUGAUUGUCACAGUGUGUUUGUGCGUGCACGACUGAGAGAGGGAAAAGGAGUGUGUGUUGGUAUGCAUGUGUUGUGCUCCGAAACAAAGCCUCUCUGUCAGACUGGCCCCUCCCCCCCCCCAGGUGCGAGUCCUCGCUAUUAACGAUUCAGUUUCCUAUUAUUAGAGAUAGAGCAGUUUAGCUAAAACCUCAUAUAAUCCAUAGUUUAGAUUCAACGUAAUGAUCAUUAGACUUCCACUUUGGUUGUUGUAUAAUUAGUUAAAAAAAUAACCUUACAAUUUAUAAAUCAUAGUAUAAGUAAUUAAUAUAUAUGUAAAGUCACAAGAUAUAAAUUCUAUUAACUUUAAGUAAAGCAUAUAUAAGGACUUAGCUCUGACGGUAAAUAGCCCUGUAUAGUGUAUGGGAUACUUUUGUUGUUGUGUGAAAUCUUGUUGCUCUCUCUCUAUUUAACCGUUUUCAUCCAUGACGAAUCAAACUGACGUUUUUACAAUGUACUCCACGCCUUCUCCGUUUACUUCAGUGCAAGGAGUCAGCACACCUCGUUCGAUGAAAGGUGCAGACCAUUACAGUGUCAUCACAGCUGCUCUACUUACUUAAUACCUCACCUAUUCUUCCCUAGCUGUUUGCUCUCCCAGCUGUGUUGCAGUACGAUCGAACCACCUGUUCCUCUUCCAUCUGUGCCUACCAGUUGUUAGCUAGCACCAGCUAGGCAUCGCUCGCCCCUCCACAGGAUGGAGACUCACUGAAGAGAGAUAGAGAGGGAGGGAGAGAGAGAGAGAGAGAGAGAGAGAGAGAAGGAGUGCUGCUUUUGGUAUAACUUGAAUUCCAAGCGUGGCUUUAGUGGCACUUAUUUGUGACCUUACAACUCUUCUCUGACCAUAUUGAAUGUGAAAAGAGCUUACCUGAAGUCGACGCCUCACAAAGUUCACAUCGGGUCGCUUUGGAGUUGUAUCUUAA
Molecule: messenger RNA, 2375 nt
Organism: Trematomus bernacchii (emerald rockcod)
Lineage: Eukaryota; Metazoa; Chordata; Actinopteri; Perciformes; Nototheniidae
Gene: lin28b
Product: lin-28 homolog B (C. elegans)
Exons: 5
Coding region: 214-900 (228 amino acids)
Molecular function (GO): nucleic acid binding; zinc ion binding
Source: RefSeq, a predicted model, not a curated record